Molecule: messenger RNA, 561 nt
Organism: Scutellospora calospora
Lineage: Eukaryota; Fungi; Glomeromycota; Glomeromycetes; Diversisporales; Gigasporaceae
Source: the annotation of a GenBank genome assembly
AAAAGAAAAUUGUCAGAUUGGAAUGCCAAAUAUGUCACUAGAUAUAUUAAAAGUUAUGCUUGGUCAAGAUUGUAAACAUGAAUACAUAUUUGAAGGUUGCAAACUCGGACACGCCUUUGAAGAUAAUCCAGUAAAUGUUUGUUCAUGUAUUAAAGUUGAUUUGAAUGACUCUGAACAUAUACCAGAAGAUACGUUAUCGUACCUGACACAAUUUGCUUCAGAACGUUCUCAUAUUUUGUCAAAAUACGACCUUGAUUCUUCGCCAUCAACCAUUCACAAGACAUUAUGCAUCGAGCUCAUAACCGAGCGUGAAUUCUUUAACACACUCUUAAAAGAAAUAUCACAAUCAAAUUAUCUUCAAAAGCAAAAUAAAGAAAAUUUUCUUACUGAUCUUCAAAACUUUCAAAAAUCAUUAAUUCAAGUGUCAUCACCUUAUAAAAAAGAUAUUUAUAUCUGGCGUCAAAUAUUUCAAAUUUAUAUAAAGGCAGAGAUUUUUAUUGGAAAUACUGAACUAGAUCGAAAAGAAAGAGAUUGGAGAAUUGCUCAAAAACAAUUAUUCUG